AUGCAUCGUCAUUCUAUUGCUUCAGAAUUACGUCGUGGAUCAACUGAUUGCUGCUAUAUGCAGCAGAAUCAUACACCCUUUAAGGAUGGAAAAGAACCGAUACUUGACGCUAAUCUAAUGCGCAGUGUUGAUAAUCUUUAUUUGAGCAAGCCAAAUCACAGCUCACAUCAUAAUGGAAUGCGUUUUACCGCUGGACGUCGUCUACCAAACUUGCCAAUAAACAACGCAAUUUUAGACGGAAAUUCACGAAGGAUGCACAAGUUGGUUACUGAAAACCGAUCACAAAGUGUUGGACGAGUGCCCCGAUUAUCUGAUUCAAGCUUGACUAACUCCUCUUUGGAUCUAUCAUAUCGUCCUUCUUCUUUUCAAGUACAGUCACCGGUAGUGAGAGCGCAAUUGAUCGCUUUAGAUCACAGAGGCUUAAGAACUGUUCUAAUUGAAAAACUUCAACCAGGCCCAUUUGGUUUCUACAUUGCGACUGGAGUAUAUAAUCAAAAACGAGGAAUUUAUAUCUCACGAGUAUCAUUACCUUCUUUGACCCCUAUCUUGUCUGUGGGCGAUGAAAUUAUUUACGUGGAAAAUGAGUUGGUCAAAGGUGAGGACUUGGAAUAUGUGCAAGCAUUGAUUGCAGGCAAAAAUUGCGUGAAAAUAGUCGUGCUACCAACAGUAGCAACACCAUCAUGUUGA
Thelazia callipaeda (thelaziosis nematode) is the source of this 687-nucleotide messenger RNA. Lineage: Eukaryota; Metazoa; Nematoda; Chromadorea; Rhabditida; Thelaziidae. The record is from the annotation of a GenBank genome assembly.